AUGAUGACCACAUUGCAGAAUAAAGAAGAAUGUGGAAAAGGACCAAAGAAAACCUUUGCUCCACCUAUACAAAAAUUGCAUAGCAUGAUACGUCAUGCUCCUGACUCACCUAAGGAGGUGACCCCAGGGGUCAAUUCCCCACAGGCAGAGACUAGGCCAAACCUGCCAAAGGCCAGGAUAGAGCAGAAGGUAACCAGGGAGAAUGGUCCAAGCAGUGGCCAGGAGACAAAAGGAAAAGCUCAAGACAACAAGCCAGCAGGGAAGAAAGUAAAGGAAAAAUCAAGUCUUACCAAUGCAGAAUUUGAGGAGAUUGUCCAGAUUGUGCUACAGAAGUCCCUCCAGGAGUGCUUGGGGAUAGGAUCUGGCCUAAAUUUUGCAGAGGUUUCCUGUGCCCAGUGCAUAGUAUGUACCCAGUUAAACAAACAACGAGGAAUUGCUUCUUCUGCUACUAAAAAUAUGGAUGGGGUAAUGGUAUCUCAUGCUCCAGAGACUUCAGCUGCUGUGGAAGAUGAAGUUGUCCCUGAGAUAAGGACAUCUAAGCCAAGCCAACCAAUUCCUGCACCCUCUGAGAAGAAACUUACAAAACUGCCCUUAAGCAAAAGAAAGAAGAGAGCUCAAGAUGAAAAGAUAGGGAAAAUUCAAGGUGGACAUGAGCACAGACAGAAAGACCAAUUGAAGCAAAUGAUUCAGAAUCAUUUUUACAUCAGGGACCAGAAAAAAGGAGAAGAAAGUGGUUUUGGUCAGUUUCUAGUUUGGGUCCAGUGUUCCUUUUCAAACUGUGAAAAGUGGAGGCGGCUGCCUGGAAACAUUGACCCCUCAGUUCUCCCUGACAAUUGGUCUUGUGACCAGAACCCAGACUUGAAUUAUAAUCGCUGUGAUAUACCUGAGGAGGCCUGGACAGGGCGUGAAAGUGAUGUGAUUUAUGCUUCCUAUAUCCCAGGAUCCAUCAUCUGGGCCAAGCAAUAUGGUUACCCCUGGUAGGGCGCCACAGAUAGAGCAUCCUUUCUGAACUUGGCAGGUCAUCUUUAAUUGCAGUCUAAGUACCACGUGACAUUUUUUGGAGAAACAGUUUCUCGUGCUUGGAUUCCAGUCAACAUGCUAAAAAACUUCCAGGAGCUGUCCCAGGAGCUAGCAGGAGUGAAAAAGUGCAGGAACAAGGAUUACAGCCAGAAACUGGGGGCAGCCAUAGUGAUGGCUCAGGAGGCAGAAAAGGUCAACAUUCAGGAGCGGGUUAACUUGUUUGGUUUCUGGAGCCGAUACAGUAUAUCAGAUGAGAAAGAAAAAGGGGAUAACAGUCCAGAGUACUGCUCAGAGAAGGAGGAGGAGGAAGAUUCAGCGAUGGAGGAAGAGGCAAAGGAAAAGAAAAAAGACCCAACUUUGCCCUGUCCCAAGUCAGCCAAAAUACAUACCAAAAAACCCAAGCUAACAGGAAUGGCAAAUGGACAAGACAGGGCCCUGAAAAAGAAGAUAAAGAAGAGAUGUCUGGGCACUGAGUCCACAGCUGCUGCUCCUGCACCCUUAAUGAAGAGAGAAGAAGGGCAAAGGAAUUCAGAUCUGGACCAGCCAGACCCUAAGAAAAAAUUUAAAGCUCCCCCAAACAAGACCUCAGCAAGCAGCUUGUCUGAGGAAAAAGAAGGUAGAAUGGUUCCAAAGUGCCCAACCCCACCAGCUCGUCCCUCAGUGAGGAAAGUAGCGCCUAGACCCCAGGAGCUACCAACUGAGGGAGCUGUUAGUGUCCUCUCUGAGGAUGAAACCUCCAGUGACCUGGACCUUGCUCAACUCAUGGAAGAUAUUGGAGGAGAGUCAGAGGAGAAAGGGGAGCUACAGCAAAGAGAUGAUGCAGAUGAGUUCUCCAUGGCCUUCCUUGAGGAGUAG
Messenger RNA from Castor canadensis (American beaver), 1875 nucleotides. NCBI's taxonomy places the organism in Eukaryota, Metazoa, Chordata, Mammalia, Rodentia, Castoridae. The record is from RefSeq and is a predicted model, not a curated record.